This is a messenger RNA of Hemicordylus capensis (graceful crag lizard), 1527 nucleotides long. RefSeq names its product G protein subunit gamma 10 (gene GNG10). Gene Ontology annotation, biological process: G protein-coupled receptor signaling pathway. Gene Ontology annotation, cellular component: heterotrimeric G-protein complex. NCBI's taxonomy places the organism in Eukaryota, Metazoa, Chordata, Lepidosauria, Squamata, Cordylidae. Bases 148 to 354 code for a protein of 68 amino acids. The transcript has 3 exons. The record is from RefSeq and is a predicted model, not a curated record. Gene Ontology annotation, molecular function: G-protein beta-subunit binding.
CGACUGGGGGUGGGGGGAGCUUGGGCGCUGCCUCCUCCCACUUCGAGCUCCGUUCUUCCUGCAUCAGAAGAGCUUCGUCUGGGGCUCGAGGAGGUCCGGAGUCACACCACAGGCAGCAGCCGAGUGCCACCAGCGAGCAGUGCCAGCAUGUCUUCCAACUCCAGCCUCAACACCAUGCAGCGCCUGGUGGAGCAGCUGAAACUAGAGGCCGGCGUGGAAAGGAUUAGGGUCUCACAGGCAGCUGCAGAGCUUCAGCAGUACUGUAUGCAGAAUGCCUGCAAAGAUGCCUUGCUUGUUGGACUUCCUGCUGGAAGCAACCCAUUUCGGGAGCCCAGGUCCUGCGCAUUGCUCUAAAGACAGGGAAGGUUCUCAGGAAAUUCUCUUCAAGCAUGAGGAAUCCCAACAGCCUUCCUUUUUUCAACAAACACUUUCUAUGUCCUUACUUUUGUGUGGCCAAAACAGUUUGUUUAGAUAUUAAUUAGUCUGCUUGACUGUCUUAGUAACUGAUUAGACGUUUUGCUGGUAUAUGUAUUAAGGAAAAUGCUUUCCUUUCAUAAUUAAGUCAGCCUAUUUUCUACACUUAUUCCUCUGAGAUGUUUACAUUUUAGAAAAGAAAAUUACCCAAAGACUUAUUCCUUAGUUAAUUUUGUGCCUGAAUGAGGCACUCACUAGGUACCUUACUAACAGCUUUUGACUUUUCUGAACAAAGAUGCUUACAGUGAGCACAAUCCAACCACAGUUAGGCCCAUUUAAGGCUGCAAUUCAAUGCCCUUUGAACUCAGUAGGACUUACUUCUGAGUAAAUAUACAUAGGCUGCAUUUCCCAUUGAUUUCACUGUGAAACCUGAGCACAUACUUAACUUUGGCUGGAUUGUGCUACAUUUUAGUAAGAGAACAGUGGCCAUCUAUCCCAUAUGGAAAGACGAGUGGCAUCUAGGACCUUCAAGCAGCACAGUACUGGCAACAGAAGCGCCUUUCCACGAGUGGAAGGAAGGUUGCAUUCACACAGAGGAACUGCAUGAGUGCAACGGGUUCUUCCUAGAAAGUGCUUCCUUCCGCCAACAUCGUGCUAGGCUGGAAGGUGCCAACAUUUUCUUUAUAAAAUGUUGGUUCUUCUAUUUUUGAAAUCAGUGGGUGACAAUUUACUGAAAUAGCUGAUGUCAUCUGUAAUGCAAAUUGAAUUCUUACCACAUGUUCUCCACAGAAGGUCUAGUCUGUUUUUAUGUUUGAUUGUUCUUCUACAGAAAACUGUUUCUCUGAAGUUUAAGUUGUACUCGGCAAAUAAUCACAUUGAACAUACACUACAUAAUAUGAAUGCAAACAGUCCCAUAGGCCAAACCUUUUCAUGCCUUGAAAUAUUAUUGGAACCUCUACAAAUCCAUUUUUGGGUGCCUUUGUUCUUUGGGGCUUUUUUUUUUUUUUAACCGAGCACUUUUACACAAACACUGUUUACUUUUUUUAAAAAAAUAUUCUGUUUAAACCAUUGUUUGUAUUAAUAUAUUAGAAGCUUUUAAAAAUCUUUCCCUGA